This is a messenger RNA of Lachancea thermotolerans CBS 6340, 1929 nucleotides long. It is a transcript of the gene QDR3, whose product is annotated as Qdr3p. Gene Ontology annotation, molecular function: polyamine transmembrane transporter activity. NCBI's taxonomy places the organism in Eukaryota, Fungi, Ascomycota, Saccharomycetes, Saccharomycetales, Saccharomycetaceae. The record is from RefSeq and is a predicted model, not a curated record. The transcript has a single exon. Bases 1 to 1929 code for a protein of 642 amino acids. Gene Ontology annotation, biological process: transmembrane transport; intracellular polyamine homeostasis.
AUGAUGAGCGGUGUUCAAAGAGCUGAGCAAGAUGCCGAUGACCUGUCGUUGCACACAAACUCAUCGCUCGAAACAUCGGUCGGCGAUGAGAUCGGAAGGCCACAGACGCUGCACCACAACGAGCUCAGCACGAGCGGGACGCAUCUUUCUAAGAAGUCGACGCUGCGAGACAAGAGCCUGAUGGUCCCCAGAAAGCAACGUCGUGGAAUUCUUGCAAAUCUCUCAGUGGUUCCGGAAUACAAGGACGCGAGAAACUACCCAGGAAAGCUCAAAGCCGGAAUCAUCUUUUUGAUAGCUUACGCGGCGAUGAUGGGGCCUAUGGGUACCUCCAUCAUUUACCCGUCGAUCAACCCUAUUAGCGAAGACUACAAAACGACCACAAUGAUGGUGAAUGUGUCUGUGGGAAUAUAUCUGCUAAGUUUGGGCGUGCUGCCGCUGUGGUGGUCGUCGCUGUCGGAGCUGCGAGGCCGCCGCACUGUUUACGUCCUGUCGUUUUCGCUACUGUGCGCAUUUUGCGUUGGCAGCGCACUGGCGCCUAACAUUCAGGCCUUCAUCGUCUUUCGGAUGCUGUGCGGCGCGUGCUCAGCUAGUGUACAGAGCGUGGGCGCCGGCACUGUUGCUGACUUAUUCAAGCCGGAGGAUAGAGGCAAAAUGCUUGGUUACUAUUACCUUGGUGCCCUCAUGGCGCCGCUCCUCGCCCCUAUCAUUGGAUCUUUAUUGGUGAGCAGGUGGAGCUGGAGGUCCACGCAGUGGUUCAUGGUGAUCCUCGCGGGAGUUAACGUGCUUCUCUUGACGCUCCUUCUGCCAGAGACGCUAAGAAGCCAGGACAGUAAGAGUGCCAUCGCUGCAAUUUUGGCUGAGAGGAGGAACGGCGCAAAGGCGGCGGCAGGCGCCACCACGGACAGUGCCAGCGACGCAAGCAAUGCGAUCAAAGACAAGGAUGAGCCAGAAGCCUCUAAUUAUGACGCCGAGGUUCAACGCGUUUACUCGCGGGCUAGCGAGGCCGCGCAAUAUCCCCGCGACGAAGAAGAGCAUUUUGGCGAUACAAUGGUUGCGCAGAUAACCAGGGUGCAGACGAGGGAUCCCAAGCUAGAGAUGCGGAUGCGGGAAGGCGAGCUGAAAAGGUGGAAAACUAACCUAGAAAAUGAGCUGGAUAGAAUGGAAACGGAGAAAACCUCAGACAAAGCGGAGGUCCUGGAUUUACCGAAAAGGUCCUGGUCAACAACUCUCUACAUUUAUCUAAUCAAGCCACUCAAGUCCCUUCACUUCUUGAGGUAUCCGCCGGUGACACUCGCGAUCACCUUCUCAGCCAUCUCGUUUGCAAUCCUUUACUUUGUGAACAUGACCCUCGAAUACAGCUAUUCUAGAUCGCCGUACAAUUUCAAGCCGUUGUACGUGGGACUGCUGUACAUUCCGAACUCCGUAACGUACGUUAUCGCUUCCAUCUACGGAGGAAAGUGGGUCGAUAACCUGCUGCGACAGUAUAAGAAAAAACAUGGUACGCUGGCCCCGGAGGCACGCAUAUCCUGGAACGUCGUCACUGCCGUUGUGACUUUCCCCAUAUCACUUCUCAUUUUCGGAUGGUGCUUAGACAAAAAACAACACUGGGUUACGCCUCUCGUGGGGACUGCAUUAUUCGGAUACGCCUCUAUGAUGACCAUCGGGGCCACCGUUGCUUACCUAGUCGAUUCCCUUCCCGGUCGAGGCGCAACAGGCGUUGCUCUCAACAACCUCAUCCGCCAAGCGUUUGCCGCUACCGCCGUGUUUGUCACCGAGCCAAUGCUGGAGGGCAUGGGUCCUGGUUGGGCUUUCACAAUGCUCGCCUUCAUAGUUAUUGGCGCCAGCUCUGUCUUGGUCGUCCUUAAAAUGAAGGGCGAUUACUGGCGAGAAAACUACGAUCUGCAGAAACUUUACGACAAGCUAGAUUGA